Molecule: messenger RNA, 1455 nt
Organism: Candidula unifasciata
Lineage: Eukaryota; Metazoa; Mollusca; Gastropoda; Stylommatophora; Geomitridae
Source: the annotation of a GenBank genome assembly
AUGAGAGUUGAGCUGUUUGAACUACGUUUUAACAACACCAAUUCAAUUUAUAUAGCUGGACAGGUGAUUAGUGGAAGUGUGGUGAUAAAGUUAGCUAAAGAAACAUGGAUUAAUAAUAUCAGCAUAAAAUUUCAUGGGCGAGCUAAAUCCAAGUGGGUUGUGCCAAAUGGUGAUACAUCAAAACGGUACCAAGCAACAGAGGUGUACAUUGACAGUGAAUAUCAGCUCUUUAAAUGCAGAGACCAGAACGACAUUCAGCCACCAGGCAUGCAUGUGUAUCCGUUCGAUUUCACCCUCCCACCAGAAGUUCCCUCCUCAUUUGAAGGCAGAAGAGGGUUUGUACGCUACCAGUGUAUUGUAACCAUGGACCGUGGGUGGAAGGGUGUCAUCCAGAUAGAGCAGGAUUUGACAGUCAUUAGACAUCUGGACUUGUCUGCUGUACCGGGAGCUGGGAUACCACAAGACCUUGAAGGAGAGGAGAUGUACGAGGGCUGUUGUUGUGAUUCAGGAAAUGUACGGGCACGUCUUCGAUUACAGAAGAGUGGCUUUGUGUCCGGAGAGCCCUUGUACUAUGAUAUGGUAAUCCAUAACAAAGCUACGUCUACUAUAUGUGGGGUAGUCCUGUCACUGAUUCAGACAGUACGAUACACAGGGUACAGUGACAGCCUCUUCUCCUCUGGCAACCCAAAAUAUCACGACAAGGUGAGCAACUGGGUACUCUUUCAAAGUGAAGAUGGAAUCGGUGCCGGCAGAAGUGGAUACUUCAACAGUUAUUGUAUCAUCCCUGCAGUGGCUCCAUCUCUCUUGGAAGGCUGCGGUAUCAUCGACAUCAUGUAUGAAAUUCAUCUUGAAGUUCCAGUUGGUUGGCGAACAGUUCAGCUUGGCUGCAACAUCUUUAUUGGAACCAUUCCUCUGAGGCACUCGGGUCCUUUACCAUUUCGAGAACCAGGUGCCAUCGCUGGAUUAGGCGAUGGAGACAUAACGGCAGGAGAUCUGGAUUUGUGUGUCCCACCAUCUCGACAGUAUUGUGACUUUCCCCCUUCUUAUGAGGAAUGUGUAUUUGGCCGAAUGGAAUCCCAGGAAGAUGGAGAUGGACUAGAUGAUGAUGAUGACGACAACAACCCAGAUGGUCGUGCACAUAGUCAGAAUCACACAGUGCCUGCAACUUCCGCUGCCAUGCGGCGAAGUCAGUUUCGCCGCCUUCCGAGCUAUCCGUAUUACAGCACUGAUCAUUUUACAUCAGGGGGAGACUACUUGCCUGGUUGGCAUGACGAGAAUCAGCAAGAGGUCUGCCCCAACCCCUCACCACCACCACCUCCACCACCACCUCCACCACUACCUCCACCACCACCAGCAACAAAUUUAGGUUACACCUUUGUGCCGGUAACAGAACAGCCUACAGUCUCGGCAGGACUGUCUCCUCCGAGCUAUGAGUCCUUGCAUCUUCAGCAUUAA